This is a messenger RNA of Hippocampus zosterae (dwarf seahorse), 2186 nucleotides long. RefSeq names its product ring finger protein 208 (gene rnf208). Lineage: Eukaryota; Metazoa; Chordata; Actinopteri; Syngnathiformes; Syngnathidae. The record is from RefSeq and is a predicted model, not a curated record. The transcript is spliced from 2 exons. Gene Ontology annotation, molecular function: ubiquitin protein ligase activity. The coding region runs from base 1052 to 1840 and encodes 262 amino acids. Gene Ontology annotation, biological process: protein ubiquitination.
ACGACGGGAUGGGAGGGAGUGUGUGAUGGAGAGAUAGCGGGCGAGAGAGAGAGAGAGAGCGAGAAAGAGGGCAAAGUGAGGAGAGUGCGCAUGUGCAGCAGUGAGGUGUGCUCGCUUGGAACCGACGAAGGAGGAGGAGGAGGAGCUGUUGUGAAGCGGGGCUGAUAAGAGCCCAGGAGAGCGGGACGGCAAGGAAAACAAUCCGGUUUGAUUCAAAACCCAGGGGCCAGAAGGACUUAAGCUAUAGCAGGGAGGAAGAGGAAGGAUGGAGACGGCCGAGAGAGACGCACCGACGCACCCCGGAGGAGGCAGAGCGGCGGCGUGAAGGACAAAAGAAGAGAGAUGUGGACGUGCCUCCACCUUGCCUCCUCCAUCUUAACAUUGCCUCCAUCCUCAUCCUGCCGGAGAAGCGAACGCCGCCACCUUCUCCUCCCGCUUGCUGAAUAAAGACCCCCCCCCCCCAACGAGGCUUAAGGUAGACACGCCAAAGCUAUCUGGAGGACCUGUUUUCACCACCGAAAGAGGCGCGAAAUCUCAAAGGACGCCUUCGCUUAAAUCGUAGGCCGCCAUCUUGUCACCAAGGCCGCGAGCCAACCGGAGAGGGUCUGCUGAGUGAAUUGGGCAGAGCACAAUAUAAACACCGAAUUCACUCUGAGACACUUGGAAUUGAAUCGUUCCGCCCCCGUGAACGCAACCUUCCGCCAACCCGUCGCGUGCGUGCAUCUAAUGUGAUCGCUUGGUGCUAACUGUGUGAAUAUCAUGUUAUUUUAAGAGGUAAGUGGCCAACACCGGUCAAAGAAGCUGGACUGUUUAUUCUUAAGCUUUGAAUUAAGGUGCUCUGGCUCAACUCUUCAACCCAGCAAGCCCUCCCAAGGAUUCAGGCUGACAGGAGCCUUCAUCAGGGUCGGGGGCGGGGUCUCUCAAGGCAACAUGGAGGCAGCGCUUCGUCCACAUGUGCCCUCUAAUGGCUGACUUUAACAUUGCAACGCGACCGAGUUCUCUUGCCUAGAACCCCCUUUCGAGCCUCUUUGCGUCCACUUCCGAAAUCCAAAUGUCUUGCCUCAGGCGUCAGCCCGUCACCAUCCCGAUGGACACGGUCAAGAUCAUCCAGUCCGAGAAGUUCCCCAGAGAGUGCACGGUGCCCGUCACCCAGCCUCGCUUCGCCCCGCCCCCCAGGGUGGCGUGGGACGGCGGCGGCGGCGGCGGCGGCGAGGGGGAGAUCAUCGUCAACCAGGCAUGCAGCGACCUGAAGCUGGACGUGACGGUGGCGACCCCCAGGCCCACGCCGUCCCCGCAGACCCCCGCGGUCCGCAGGGAGCAGAGCUUCUUAGCGCAACGCAAAACCAGUGCCAACGAGAUCUGCUACCACCAGUUCCACUACAAGAUGGAGGACGUCAUCGUCAAUCAGUACGUGCUGCGCUCCUCCUCCACGUCCUCGUCAUCGUCCUCGACCUCUUCGGGGCCCCCCGUGCCCUGCGAGCCCCUGGACUGCCCCACCUGCGGCCACACCUACAACUUCGCCGGCAAGCGCCCUCGCAUCUUGUCCUGCCUGCACUCGGUGUGCGAGGAGUGCCUGCAGAUCCUUUACGAGUCGUGCCCCAAGUACAAGUUCAUCUCCUGCCCCACCUGCCGCCGCGAGACCGUGCUGUUUACCGAUUACGGCCUGGCGGCGCUCGCCAUCAACACCAGCAUCCUGAGCCGGCUGCCCGCCGACCCCAACGGGCCCGUGCAGUGGGGCGGAGACGUCGACCGCAGCUGCUACCAGACUGUGCGCCAGUACUGCCAGUCGGCCUGCACCUGCCACAUCGCCAACCCGCUGUCCACCUGCGGCAUCAUGUAGACAAAAUGCGGGCGCCGCGUAAACGCUGCUCAGCCACACCUUUGUCGACUAUAAGCUCUCCCCCCUUACCCUCAUACACACACAGAUACUGUCAAUAAUCCCUCCACAGAUGACUUAUCUCUCUAUAUAUUUAAUAGCACAGAUGGAUACUGUGUGGGACUUCUGGUUGCAGACGGUUCGAUAAAUAGUUAAUAUAUGUAUUUUACGUAUGGACUGGAAUCCUGUUCACCCUCUCUCGUUUGGUUGGAUGUGUUUGUCAUCUCUUUUCAUGGGAAUGCCAAGGGGAGUCGAGUACCCCCCACCCCCACCACCCCAUCAAGGUGAAUAAAGAUUAAAUUAAUGACAA